Messenger RNA from Protomyces lactucae-debilis, 2790 nucleotides. RefSeq lists its product as uncharacterized. The coding region runs from base 222 to 2621 and encodes 799 amino acids. The record is from RefSeq and is a predicted model, not a curated record. The transcript has a single exon. NCBI's taxonomy places the organism in Eukaryota, Fungi, Ascomycota, Taphrinomycetes, Taphrinales, Protomycetaceae.
GGUAGUCUAAACGCUUGCUUCAUUGUCUCUGAUUUGGCCUCAGAACAUGGUUUACUCGUACCUGUUCGUGCAACGUUGUCAAGAGCAUGGCACUGAGCCGCAACCUCGUCAUGGAUAUCCAUCGUUUGCCACUUGCUCGUCGAGAAUGAGCCUUUCUAUAAAGGUAGCUGAAUGGCCGAGCUGAUGUCUCCUCAGUUCAAGCAUCUUCACCUUCUCACAACAUGUUGGGUUCUCUUCUGAUCGCAGCUGGAGCCUUCUCCUUCGCUGAUGCAACACCUUUCAGGCGUCUUCAAGCCCGCCAACAAGUCGAGAAUGCCCUCAUUUGUGUGCCUACAACCAUUACUCGUACGGCCACAAGCUUGGUGCCCAUCAUCACCACCAUUCCAGAGUGUGUCGGCAAUGCUUGCGGUAUCAACACUGUUACACAGCAAGGACAAGGAGUUGUGACUUCAACACUCACUGGUGUCAACGGUCAGCCCGGCGAUGUCAUUGGCGGAACUACUUUCAUCAACCCGGCCAACACUGUGCAAAACGCGGCCUUCAACUCCUUCACAAUUUGCGAUGAUCAAUGCACUGUUGCUGGUGUUGGAUUUCCCCAAGGGCAGACUGUCUUCUUUACAAGCAACCAGCCCGUUCAACCCGGAACGACGACUCUCGGUGGUACAACUGUCACAAAUGCCAAUGUGCCAGUUACCAUCGCAGUACCACAGACAAAUGUUUUCAUUUCCACUAUUGUCAAUGGUCAGACCGUCACAAACCCCAACCAGGUUGUUACUAUUGAGGUUCCUAUUCCUGGCGGUGUUAGCACUGUUACGCGCACUGUGACAGACAUCAUCACCCCACCUGCUCCACCAGCUACGACACAAGCACCUCCACCACCUCCUGGUACCACUAUCGUCGUGACUGUCACACCGACCCCUCCUCCGCCAGGUCCGCCAGGAACGACUGUCUUGACAACAAUCACAUCGUCGAUUGGCAAUGUUCCUGGUACGACUGUCACCGAGACGCGCACAUCGACUGGUCCAGUGACGACACAGACCACUACGCAAACUGUCUCGAGCACUCCACCUAUUUUGUCGACUGAUUUGAGUCCUCCUCCACCAAACACGAGCUCCUCUAGCGAAUCGGGUACACCUCCCGUUACUCUCAGCUCGACCUCGACUGUGGUCAUUUCUCCUCCAGUCACCUCGAGCUCGACUGUGGUCACCUCUCCUCCAGUCGUUUCGACAACUGCUGUCGUGACUACGGCUACAAGCAGCACAUCAGCUUCGGCAUCUCCCUCUGCCAGCAUCCUAGCUGGCCCGGCUUGCACGAACAACUUGGAUUGCCAGGGCAAGGGUUUGCCUGUUGCAAUCUGUCUCAACGCCACUGGAGUCCCAGUGGUUGGCAACAUACCAAUCUCGGGCGGAACCUGCGCUCUUUCUGCCCUUUUGCCAACUGGCAUCGCAGGUCUCAAUCUCACUUGCACGACCAACGCUCAGUGUACCGGUAUUGGCCUCCAGACAUGUGUCGCUGCCGGGCUUCCACUCGUCGGUGAUGCCCUUACCUCUGCCGGCACUUGUCUCCUUGGUGUCGUUUCAGGCACUGGCACCGGACCAUCGAAUCCUCAGACCACUCUUCUUGGUCUCCUCUCUGUUGGCCAGCAAUGCACAUCGAGCUCUCAGUGUACACUUGGUUUGUGUCUGCCGUCACUCGUGAAUGGUCUGAGCGCUUGCGCUGACCCAAGUCUCGUCCCCAUUCUCGCUGGUGGCACUUUGCCCUCGCCUCUCAACAACUUGCCUGUCGUCGCACCGAUCGCUACUGCCGUGGUAGGCCUUGCAAGCACUAUUCUUGGACCGCUUGUACCCACUGGUAGUCCGCUGGCACCUGUACUUGACCCCCUCGUUUCGGGAGUACUCAGCGCUUUGCCACUGACUGACAUCUUGGGAGGAGUUGCAACAGCUUUGCCUCAGUUGCCCCUUGUUUCGGAAGUGCUCAGCCUUGUCAACCCGACUGCUACGAAUGGUCUCGCCGCGCCAGUCCAAUCGCUUCUGAACGGUGUCGGCGACAUCGUCGGCCCAGUGCUUGGUGUCCCAGCGCCUACGACUCUUGUAACGCAGCCAGCGGCCCUGCCUAGCCUCCCAGUCGUCGGCGAAAACGGCGGUGUAAUCCCUGCGGUCAACAGUAUCGUCGCGCCUAUCUUGGAUCUACUCACUCAACCAACACAGGCGCCAGCUGCACCAGCCCUGCCUAGUUUACCUGCGGCUUUGCCCACUUUGCCUACUGAGCUGCCUGUUGCUCUGCCAACUGCUGCUCUGCCAACUGCUGCUCUGCCAAGCCUGCCUUCUGCUCUGCCAAGCCUGCCUUCUGCUCUGCCUAGCGUGCCUGAAAUUCUGGCCCCUGUCGUUGAGGCCGUUACCGGCGCUGGCUCCGGCGCUGGAACUAGCCCGGUUGCACCUGUCACUAGCGCCAUUCCUGGUGCAAGCACCGGUGGACUCGGUGGUAUCCUAGAUCCAGUUGUGGCGGCCGUUGAGCCAGUCGUGGGAGCUGUUACCGGCGCAUUGACUGGCGGAUCCACUGGAAGCACUGCCCCUACCACAGGUUCACCCAUUGCUCCUGUUCUCAACGGCCUCGGACUAUAAGCGUUCGAUGCUUUACGACUUCCUACAUCUCGCACACUCAUUCAUUUCUGAUGCAUAGGUCACUAACCGGGCCGAUUAUGGAUAUAUAUAUGUAUAUAAAGAUACUUUUAAUUAAUGUACACAUCAUCUACAAACCCUUCUGUUUUACUAGACAAGUGACUUGUAACCA